GAGAGAGGAGUCAAAGAGGGGGAGGGCGUGGGAGUGGAGCGUGGCUGGCGGUGUCCGGAACCCAUCGACGUCCGCUGUCUCGCCGAUCGAUCGGAGCGCCGAGAGAGCGAGCUUCCAGGGGGGGGUUUUAUAGGGGCCUAGUUGGGUUUUCUGGGGAUCGAUCAGCGCCGAGUUCAGGGCUCCGAGGUCUUCUUUACUCUUGAUUCUCCUCCGGCUGUGUUCUCGGGUGGGGUUGUUAGGGUUUUGCUUGGACCGUAAGGAUCGAAGAGUUGGUUGGGGGUUUGGGUGGUUGAGUGCUUGGGUUCGUUGUUCGUUGUAGAAAAAUUUUAGGUCGGAUUGGAUUGGAUUAGAUUCAGGUUCUGUUUUGGGUUUUUGUGUGGUUGGUUUGGGAUCUGGGUUUGGAUUUUAGUGGUUUUGAGGCGUUGUCAGUCUAUUUGUGCGUGGUGGUGGAGGUGAGAGGAUGAUGGUGGUGGAUGGGGAGUAGAAUAGGUGGGGCUGGUGUGGAAGAUGUUAAGGAGGCAGCGGGCGGGAUGCCGAGCUUCGUUUCAUCGCUGCCUGGGGCUCAUCAGAUUGAGACAGACGGAAACAACAUGCACCCUUCUCGAGUUUCUGGCCUUGCAGCAAUUGAGCGGUCUAUCGGCUUUCGCAUAGAGGAUGCGGUUGAUCUAAGCAGAAAUCCUUUAUUUAACCCAAAAUCAAGUGGCCAAUCUGUUCCUUCUGAUCCUCUUCAAUUUGGUGCUUUUAGUAAGCCUCUUGCUUCUACUGAUAUUACUCCAGCGGCUGCUAGAAUAGGGUCCCUUGCAGUUCCACAACAAAAGGGGCAGCAGCCUAAUCUGGUGUCAUCAUCCAGUGGUCACGUUGAGAACUGGGGAGAAUCUACAAUGGCAGAUGCUAGUCCUAAGACUGACACGUCAACGGAUGUGGAUACUGAUGACAAGAAUCAGAGGCUUGAAAAAGGACAAGCUGCUCUUGCUGCGGCUUCUGACUCUAGUGACAGAUCAAAGGAUAAACUGGACCAGAAGACACUUCGUCGGCUGGCUCAAAAUCGUGAAGCUGCUAGAAAAAGCCGAUUAAGGAAAAAGGCAUAUGUGCAACAACUAGAGAGUAGCAGGUUAAAGCUUACACAACUUGAGCAGGAGCUUCAGCGAGCGCGCCAACAGGGCAUCUUCAUUUCAGGCUCAGGAGAUCAGACCCAUUCAAUGGGUGGAAAUGGGGCUUUGGCAUUUGACAUGGAAUAUGCACGAUGGCUGGAAGAACAACAUCGACAGAUCAAUGAGCUGAGGGCUGCAGUGAACUCACAUGCAAGUGACAAUGACCUCCGUGCUAUUGUUGAUAGCAUCAUGGCACAUUAUGAUGAAAUUUUUAGGCUCAAAAGUGUGGCAGCCAAAGCAGAUGUUUUUCACAUGUUAUCAGGGAUGUGGAAGACGCCUGCUGAAAGGUGUUUUCUGUGGCUUGGGGGUUUCCGGUCAUCUGAACUUCUCAAGCUACUUGCAAGUCAACUGGAGCCUCUUACAGAGCAGCAGUUGGUGGGGAUAUGUAACCUACAACAGUCCUCCCAGCAGGCCGAGGAUGCACUGUCACAGGGCAUGGAAGCACUGCAGCAAUCCUUGGCAGAAACUCUGGCUUCUGGAUCGCUGGGGCCCACAGGAUCAUCUGGUAAUGUCGCAAACUAUAUGGGUCAGAUGGCAAUGGCCAUGGGAAAGCUUGGCACUCUUGAAAAUUUCCUCCACCAGGCCGAUAAUUUGCGUCAACAGACCCUGCAACAAAUGCUUCGCAUAUUAACAACACGCCAGUCGGCCCGUGCACUCCUUGCCAUACAUGACUACUUCUCACGGCUCCGUGCGUUAAGCUCUCUUUGGCUUGCUCGGCCAAGAGAGUGAGGGCUAAACUGAUUCAGCUGAUCAUUUGUGCAGUUCAUGGAUCAUCAAGCCUGGAAUAUAUGUUCAGUCUCUCAGGCGAAUGAGCUCGUUACGGAGAUCUCUUGAGGACCAAUCCUGUGGUGCCUCUGGAUCGUCAAUUUAUAUUUGACCUGCGGAGCCCUGCUGUACCAUCUCCUCAUGUAGGAAACACAUGUGAAUGUUUAUUAUACGAUAAUUAAUUUAGGUGCUUUGGUGUUGCAGAGAUGUAUACAUUUAUGGAUUGUGCAGAGACGUGAAGGGUGUAUUCGCUUGCAAAAUUGACUCAGCCUGAUCUAACCUGUCAAUAAAAUUGGUGUUACCUGCUGUAUCAGAGAAAAACUCGUGGAAGCAGAAUGGACCUCUCUAUAUUGGCUUUU
Messenger RNA from Phoenix dactylifera (date palm), 2275 nucleotides. Its product is annotated as transcription factor TGA2.3-like. Gene Ontology annotation, molecular function: sequence-specific DNA binding; DNA-binding transcription factor activity. Gene Ontology annotation, biological process: DNA-templated transcription; regulation of DNA-templated transcription. NCBI's taxonomy places the organism in Eukaryota, Viridiplantae, Streptophyta, Magnoliopsida, Arecales, Arecaceae. The record is from RefSeq and is a predicted model, not a curated record.